Colletotrichum scovillei is the source of this 4784-nucleotide messenger RNA. RefSeq names its product fucose permease. NCBI's taxonomy places the organism in Eukaryota, Fungi, Ascomycota, Sordariomycetes, Glomerellales, Glomerellaceae. The transcript has 2 exons. The record is from RefSeq and is a predicted model, not a curated record. The coding region runs from base 1730 to 4669 and encodes 979 amino acids.
GCCAAGUAUUGCCCGAGGUCUGCUUACCUGACACUGAACGGACUAUCGAGAACCCAACGCUACCUCCGUCUCUCCUCCUCUUCUGCCUCCCGCCCUCGCAAAAGGUUCGCAGAAGGAAAAAAGAGAAAAGACCGGCUGAGUCUACGCAGUACUUCCAGACGUACGCAGUACGCAGUGACUGACUGACAGGAGUUCCAAACUUCCAACACGCCAAUGCGCACCGCCGAACCUGCGGAAGCUCCACCGCCGCAACAUACCGUUUGAUUUUCCCGCCUCUUUUUUUCAACUUCCCUCUCACGACGUCCAUCGACCACCGACCCGACCCGACACGCACACUAUUGCCUUUUGCCUAUCAAACCAUAUCUGCUAGUACACACCACACAACGGGUAGUUUUGAACCUAAUUCAAAUCCAGACGGUCAGAGCCUGCGGGAAGAUUGUCAUCACCUCCUGUCCUCCACGUCUUGUCAUCCAAGGUAUCCCGCAUCACUUCAGUUCAACCAGUCCAGUCAGUCAACCAGUGACCAUUGUCAGUCACCGCCACGGUGGAUUCCCACGGUACUGGAGACUCCAAAGGGCCCACGACCAAUCUCGCUCUACCACUCCCACGAGCUCAGCCCGCCACGACCGCCCUGCCUCUGGUCUCCAUCAAUCCGCAUCGUCACCCACUCAGAUGCGCCAUUGUACCAAGGGACCCCAUAGUACCUACUAAAGUAUCUUUUCGCCAGAACUACGAAUCUCCAUCGCGGCUCGCCUUUGUCCUCGAUCGGAAAACUCUGCAACGGCUGCCAUAGGCGGUGGGAACGCAACCGCGACAACUGAAAGAAGACCACGAGUCCACCAGCCCACGCGACGGCCCCAUCAACGCAAACCAUCCACAAGUUAACUGUCCAACCAGCCAUUACCGAACCGACACCACACCUUAGACAAGCAUUAGCCUGCAGAGGAGGCGCCCAGCAUCACUUACGGUUUACCUCGCCUCGACGAAAGCUGUCGUUCUUUGCUCCAACUAUCCCAUCCCGUAUUCUCGACUUUUCUAUCUCGACUCUCUUUUCCUCCCCUUCUUCUUUCCCCCCGCCAAACAUUCAGAGCUUCUCCUGCUGGCCCUGUCUGUCUGUGUCCCUCGCUUACGGCCAGCAACCCACGUUACGUUUGCCUUGCUGGCCGUCUUCGCCUACACUGCCGCUAACCUCGCCAACGGCUUGUAUGACGCUGCGCCAUCCUCGCCUGCCAAUUACGCGCCGCGGCUUUGUCGGACAUCACACACCACUCGAACUGCCGGUUACGAAGAUAUUCGCGCAAGCUUGCAGCUAGAAGGAUUGGACGACUGCUACCCGACGCUCAAACUCAUAACUUUCCUACUCCAGCCUUUUGCGUUCCGCCCGAUUCAUUAGGACUUGCACUCUGCACUGACGAAUUCGCCCAACCCCGAACUUUUUCUCCAAAAAAGCCUCGAAUCCGCCAGAACAAAGCUUUAGAACCCCUCCGCUUUUCUGAUCUCACCCCGCGAACAGUUGCACCACCACCGACCCUAUCCAUCCGAGGUUUUUCGAUAUCGAGCGGAAUUGCGCGCCAACACGAACUCAUUCGACUGCGUCCAUGUGUCAGAGCCCAAAGUCAUGGCAUGGUUGUCAUCGGUGUCUAGUUAACCACCCUACGCCCCUCGCCAAACCUCCGUGGUGGUGAAUCUCCCUCGAGCUCCCCAGGUUGGUCGCCACUUCUCGCCGAGCAUGUCAUCUGCCGAUGCCGCAGAUGAUAGCGUCCCGGAUCGCGGUCCGGCAGUUUUUGCCGUGACAGCUGCAACAUUCGUCUUAGCGAGUGUUAUGGUUGCUGCCCGUCUGUUCUGCCGGCGGUGGAUUGUCAGAAAUGUCAGCUGGGACGACAAGAUUAUGUUCUUUGCCUGGAUGAUUGCCUUUGGAUUGUCCUUCACCAUUUGUUUUGGUACACGAAAAGGCUUGGGUCGCUACGACGACGAUAUACCCUCGGGCCACUGGAAUUCUUUACGGGCGUGCGAAUAUGUUUUUUCAAUACUCUAUAAUCCUGCCUUGAUGGCGACCAAGACCAGUAUUCUGAUCUUCUACCUCCGCCUCUCCAAAAAUACGAAAAAGGUGCUUCGGUUUGCAUCUUGGGUGACUCUGGGCAUUGUCAACCUAGCAGGGGCUGUAUUAACCCUCAUCAACAUCUUCCAAUGUCGGCCGGUUCAGGCAGCAUGGGAAAUAUGGCGGGACACUUCACAAUGCAUCCCGCUGUUGACGGAAUUCAUCUGCUCUGCUCCCAUCAACAUUGUAACCGAUCUAGCCAUCCUAGCCUUGCCAAUCCCCGUUCUCACGGGUAUGCGGUUGCCACCGAGGCAAAAGAUUAUUCUCGUACUCACCUUCACUAUCGGCAUCUUCGUCACUAUUGUGGACGUCGUCCGAAUCUACUACCUACAGCAAGCCGUCAGCUCUGUUCCCACCGGCGGCGUGUCUAGCGAUCCGAGUUCUCACUUUGGCGGCACACCCGACUUUGCUUGGAACUCGUCCUUGUCAUUUAUGUGGUCUGCCGUAGAGGUUAAUGUGGGUAUGGCUUGCGCGUGUAUCCCUACUCUCAAGCCAUUGAUCAUCAAGAUCUUGCCUGCCAUGAUCAUCGACCCGGAUGGAACGAGAUCGAGCACGCAGACCGAAAAAGACGCCUUAGACAGCCCUAGAAACCGCACCGGCAGCGACGGCCUUGUAUCACCGACAAGUCCGAAUUACCGUGGCUCAGUCAACAUCCAAGAGCCCCCCGCAACACAUCGAACCAGUCGAGAUAUGAGCGCAGCGGCAAACGCGGCUGUGAACGACAUGACAGCACUCGAGUUCUUAACAACACCAGAUAUGACGUUGGCCGAAUAUGAGGCCACCGGGGCGGGCAGGAUCGGCGGCGUUGCCAACCGAGCCUCUAUCGCAACGAGCAGAGAAAACACCAUUUACUUCGGCUUUGUCAACAUGAAGCGCCCCAAGAGCAUGGUCAAGUGUGACGCUCAAGAAUCACUCCGAUACUGCCUGGUGGUCACAAUCCUAUUUGUGAUGUGGGGCAUUUCCUACGGUCUGCUCAACACCCUCAACAACGUCAUCUCCGGCGUGUCAGGCAUGACUGUUGCUCAAACUUUAGGCCUCACAACCGCCUACUUUGGCGGUGGUUACUUUUUUGGUCCCUUGUUGGUGGGAGAGUGGAUUCUUAGGCGAGACGAACAUCAUCGAAGAAACCGCAAGAACAACAAACGCGACGCGGAGAGUGUUGGUGGCUUCAAGGUCACUUUCAUCGUCGGGCUUUGCUUCUACGGUGUAGGAACCAUCAUUUUCUGGCCAUCCGCUGUCACCAAGUCCUGGGGCGGUUUCCUGCUCAGCAAUUUCGUGGUCGGCUUUGGUUUGUCUGUCCUCGAGACAGGAGCCAACGCAUUCUUGAUUCUCUGCGGGCCGCCAGAGUACGGAGAAACACGACUGCUUCUCGCCCAAGGCGUACAAGGCGUGGGCUCCGUUCUGAGCGGCCUUAUGGCUCAAAGAGUAUUCUUCACCAAGAUCACCAACCAGGGUGGCUCAGACUCUGUGACGUUGCUGAACGUACAGUGGACGUACCUCGCCAUCACACUGCUCUGCGUCGCCCUAGGCCUCUUCUUCUACUACAUGCCGCUCCCAGAGCUGAAUGACAACGAGCUGCAAGAAUCGGCAGACCGGCUUCCAGUCAAUCCUCAGAAGCGUAGCAUCGGCGGCUUGCAAUUGCGCACAUGGAGUUUGAUCCUGGCCGUCCUCGGUCAGUGGACCUAUGUCGCUUGCCAAGAAAGCAACAACAUUUUCUUCCGCGCACUCACAAUAGCCAUCCUCCCAAACCAGGAAGACGGCGGUGUUGCGGCUACGAAUGCCGACACAAACCCAGGCGAGAACAGUGACAAGCCUCCGGGGCUCACUAUAGGAGUUACAGAUUAUCAUCUCAUUGCGCACAGUGUUUUCGCCAUUUCGCGAUUCAUUGUUGCUUACCUCACAUAUCUCUCGGUGCGCAAUCCGCGCAUGCCGAAACCAAGAACGUGGCUGGCCAUCAGCGUCGGUCUCUCCACCUUGUUCGCCCUCCUCACUGUCGUCUUGCAGCCGUCGGAUCCGAACCUCCUCAUGAUUGUCGUCAUUCUCUUUUACUUCGCCGAAGGACCUGUUUGGCCCCUGAUCUUCGCCAUCGGCCUUCGCGGUCAAGGCAGGCGUACUAAGCGUGCUGCCGCCUUCAUCACCAUGGGCGGCUCAGGCGCAGCAUUCUUCCCAUACAUUGUCUACGCCGUCAUCAACAGCGGCGUAUCAGUGCAACUUUCUUUCGUCAUCAUCGUCGCCCUAUUCGUUCUCACAGGCUUCUACCCCAUAUGGCUUGCCUUUGUGCGCGACGCCAAGACGAUGACAGACCCUGCACACUCCUACAUAUCCCCCGAGGAGCGUGUUUCCGGACAGGACGAGAUCGACAUCAAUAGCCAAAUCAGGAGGCGCAGGCGGACGCUUUCCACGAUUGCAGCCAAGAGCAAGCGAGGCAGCAUUUUCAGCAAGAUUUCUCCCUUUGGGAAGACCAACGGCGAGAGCGUUACGCCACCAGCAGUAGAGCAUUCCGAAGAAAAGAAUGGCUCUAGUAAAGGAUCUGAGGGGAGCAACGAUACCCAUCAAUCUCAGAUAGUAUGAGCGAGCGACAUGUUUCGAUUAUUUGUGCGACAAUAGGCCUACGGGCCUUUUAUAUUAAUUGCUAUAUACCCAAUGAUAAUGACGUUCAAUGAAUAAAAGUUAUGAUUAACAUUCC